GACUUCAACGUGCUGGUGAUUUCAGUUGUAGAGUUGGCCUUUUUGGUGAGACAACAAAUUGCAGGAUGGUUUAGAACUUUAGAUAGAUUAAAGAAGGAAUGAAAUGUUAAACAAGAAAGAGAUUUUGCAGAAUAGAUCAACAUAGGUGUAGAUUCAAAAUCUUUAAAACUUGAGAUGAAGUAUAGAUGGAUUGUUUGAAUGGAUCUGAUUGUUGUUCUUUUUUAAUUGUUCUUUUUUUUUCUUUUUUCAUUUUUUGAUGGCUAGUUUGGUAGUUGAUAUUUACCUGGUUAUGGCUGUAAAGCUGGGACUGAAGCUGAAGAACUCAGAAAACAUCCUUUUUUCUGAGUGUUAUAGAGAACUACUAUCUCUUCAUCUGUUGAUCUUUGAUUCAUCUUUCAUAUCGCCUUCACAGAACUGUGAACUGAAUUCACAAUCGGACAACAAACAAGCCAGUGAGAUGGGGAUAACGAAAGGGGAAGGAGAGAAUAAAGGUCCCCUCUUAACUCUUCCUCUUCACUUCCUCCUCCACUUUCACCCUACUUUCCUUAUAAUAUGA
Messenger RNA from Ilex paraguariensis (yerba mate), 556 nucleotides. NCBI's taxonomy places the organism in Eukaryota, Viridiplantae, Streptophyta, Magnoliopsida, Aquifoliales, Aquifoliaceae. The record is from the annotation of a GenBank genome assembly.